Boeremia exigua is the source of this 1113-nucleotide messenger RNA. RefSeq lists its product as uncharacterized. The transcript has 2 exons. Bases 1 to 1113 code for a protein of 370 amino acids. The record is from RefSeq and is a predicted model, not a curated record. Lineage: Eukaryota; Fungi; Ascomycota; Dothideomycetes; Pleosporales; Didymellaceae.
AUGCAGAUCCCCGGCCGCAACGCCUGCGGGCUUCGCGGAUGCAAUGCCGCCAUCGACAGGAAUCCCCCGUCGUGCCCAGCCUGCCGCGACGUCCCCACGGACGACAUCUUCGACGGGGCUUCGUGCCACUAUUACUGCUCCUCCCAACACCUCUCCGCCGACAAGAGCCGCCACGAGCAAGAGUGCUUGGCAAGGAGGACCUGGCGGUCGAUGGUCAGGGUCGGCGCCCUCUACAACAUGCUCUUCAUGUGCCUGCAGACGAACCUGUUCCUCUCCCACAUGGUUGCAGCUGAGGUAGAUGCCGAGGGCCUUAAGCUGGUGACCUUGGCACGGAGGAAGACCGUCGGGGGAGACUCGUGGGACUACACGGCCAUCUUGCUGCCGGAGGUCCUGGGCGCUUGGAGCUUCGACCAAUGCCGGAGCUGCGUUGCAUGGCUGACUCCCGUCCUGGGCUGGCUUGUGGAGGACCUACCUCUGCGCAUCGACGAGAAGGACCUCCGGCCGAAAGACACACCCAACAGGCAAAAGGUGUACACGCCGAUGUCGCGGUCCUACAAGAUCGCGACAAGACACCAGGUUGUCACGCUCACUCCGACACUCACCUGGCCACCAUCCCCCGAAGGCCUGACCCUCGACGCGACCUCGAUGCAGUACGGACACACGGUGGUGAGUCUACGAGACUCUGACUACAUGAGGGAGAGGGCGGAUCCGGCAGGAGCAGAGACGCAAGACUUCGGCCACACGUACACAGAGUGGGUCAAGGACAAUCGGUGGUGCCGGAAGAACACACGCUCGUAUAGAGAAUUUGCCAUGGAGCAGAUUGCAAUUGCGAAGAUGCAUCAGGCGGUGUGGCAGAAGCUUCCUCGUCGUGAAGAUCGCCAGGACCUCCUUCUCGACAUGAGCCACGAAGCAUUCAUUGAAGCAAGGGACAACAUUGGAAGGGCUGUGUGCGCGGAGCUCCAGCUACUGCGCCCAGGAUUCGAAAAGAUAGAAGCGGCAGACGGGCAGUGCGAUGAUGACCUCGAGCGAAUGCGAGAAGAGCAACGGGGUGAGGGCGAUGAGGAGAUACAAGAAAGGCUGAUGGACUUGCUGGAUGCAGGCUGUGACAUGUAG